Messenger RNA from Chiloscyllium plagiosum (whitespotted bambooshark), 1059 nucleotides. It is a transcript of the gene hmgn3, whose product is annotated as high mobility group nucleosomal binding domain 3. The record is from RefSeq and is a predicted model, not a curated record. Gene Ontology annotation, cellular component: chromatin; nucleus. Gene Ontology annotation, molecular function: nucleosomal DNA binding. NCBI's taxonomy places the organism in Eukaryota, Metazoa, Chordata, Chondrichthyes, Orectolobiformes, Hemiscylliidae.
CUCGGUCUCCGCCACACAGCGACUAGUGGGGGGCAGGGUACGACUGGCAUCUCAUUAUCAUCUGAUUAGCAAGGUGUUUAGAAAUUGAACUGGCGCUUGGCUGUGAGUUGAAACUUGCACCAGGGUUUGCAGUGUUCUGUUUCGAAGUGUGUUCUACCCUUCCCACCCUCUGCAAGUCGCCUCAAUCCACCCUUUUGCAAUCAUGCCUCCCAAAAGGACGGCACCAAGUGAGGUUGAGCAAAAGCAUGAAGCAAAAGUGGUUAAACAGCUCAGAAGAUCCAGUAGAUUGGAAAAAGUCGCAGCUGCAGCGGCGGCUGCUGCUGCUGCUAAAGAAGAGUCCAAACCACAAAAACGUGCCAGGCUUUCACCAAAACCCAAGAAACAGCCCAAAGGGAAGGAAAAGAAAAUAACCAAGGAAGAGGUUGCACCUGCUCAAAAUGGUGAAACAAAACCUGAUGAGAUCCGGGUCUCUCGCCCCUCUGUUAAUGUCACUUCGGCUAGAGAUACCCCAACCCACUCACUGUCUGUGAAGGGCCAGGUUGAGACUGUGGCAGUUAAGGGAACAGAAAACUGAAUCUGCAAGCGAUCAAAAUGACGACUGAAGGAUCUACCAUUGUCUUCGGUUGAUUUUUAUGUAACACUUGUAGAAUUGAAAAUAUUUUUAUCAAGUUAUUUUGUAAAUGCAAAUAUUUUUAGGGUUAGUAAAUUUUUGUGUGUUUGAAAGACAUUGAUAAAAUCGCAACAUCCUUUAAGCAAUUGGGAUAUUUGUAACCUUUUAUUGUGCAAAAAAAUCAAUUUUACAAUUGGAAAGAUUUUACAUUGGUUUUCUUUUGACUAACUUGGAUAUGUGUUCCAUGGGCUUUUAAUUUAGAAAUGAUGCCUUUAGUAUUUUAAGGUAAUUGAAAUGUAUAAUCGCAAACUUAGUUUCACUUUUGAAUGUUUGUCGUAAAGCAAUAAAUUGUGAAAUGUUCUAAGAGUUGAUGGAUGAGUGAUGAUGUGAUCACCUGCUUGGUUUGUGACAUCUGUUUUGUAAUAAUAAAUGGGGUUUUUCCGCAUUUA